Octodon degus (degu) is the source of this 3009-nucleotide messenger RNA. It is a transcript of the gene Lpin3, whose product is annotated as lipin 3. Gene Ontology annotation, cellular component: nucleus. NCBI's taxonomy places the organism in Eukaryota, Metazoa, Chordata, Mammalia, Rodentia, Octodontidae. Bases 205 to 2742 code for a protein of 845 amino acids. The record is from RefSeq and is a predicted model, not a curated record. Gene Ontology annotation, molecular function: phosphatidate phosphatase activity; transcription coactivator activity. The transcript has 21 exons. Gene Ontology annotation, biological process: positive regulation of transcription by RNA polymerase II; triglyceride biosynthetic process; fatty acid catabolic process.
GCCGCGGUCUUCCGCAGUCCUGGGGAGCGGAAGCGCCGAGUGCGAGUACCUGCACCUGCCUGGGGCGCGUACUUGCUGAGUUCCUGUCCACAGGUAGAAGCGGCCGCUCGGCGUCCUGGCUCGGCGGGCAGCUUCCCAGAUGCAGAGAGCAGCAGUUGUGGAAGGGAACCUGCUGUCCACGGGUCCCACAGGAGGCUGCCAGCCAUGAACUACGUGGGGCAGUUGGCUGAGACAGUGUUUGGGACAGUGAAGGAGCUGUACCAGGGCCUGAACCCUGCCACACUGAGUGGAGGCAUCGAUGUGCUGGUGGUAAGGCAAGUGGAUGGCUCCUUCCGGUGCUCGCCUUUCCACGUCCGGUUUGGCAAACUGGGUGUCCUGCGUUCUCGGGAGAAGGUGGUGGACAUUGAGAUCAAUGGGGAGCCGGUGGACUUGCACAUGAAGCUGGGGGACAGUGGGGAGGCCUUCUUUGUCCAGGAGCUGGAGAGUGAUGAGGAAGAUGUGCCUCCCCGCCUGUGCACCUCACCCAUCCCUUGGGGGGCCCUAUCUGGCUUCCCCUCAGAUUCUCAGCUUGGCACAGCCAGUGAGCCCGAAGGCCUCGUUGUCACCGGGCGGAGAAAGAAGUGUCGAAGGAAGAAAUCCAGGCGGAAGGAAGAUGCAGUAGCAACUGAGUCUAGUUCCGAGGAGCUGGAGGCUGGAGCUGGGAGUGAAUUGUCCCCGCAGAGAAAGCUGAAACCAGUGUCCCCAGGCAGUGCUCAGCUGGAAGGGGAGCCCUCACUACAACCCAAAGACUUCUACCCCUACUCCGAUGGCGAGUGCUUCCCCCAGGACAGCCUCUUGUCAGGUGAGCUAAUAUUCCCUAAGAGCGACUCAGAGUUGGAGCUGCGAGAAUCCGGUCCCUUGAGAGCUGAGUCCCACAUGCAGUGGGCAUGGGGGAAGCUGCCUAAGGUGGCCAAAGCUGAGCAGCCUGAGUCCUCCGUAGUCCCUGUAAGUGCUACUGGAGCAACCACUCCUCUCCAGAGAGGACCCAGCACUUCUUCCUCCCCUGCACCUGGCCUGGACCCUUUGGGAGUUGAAAUCCCACACACAGGGGAUAAUGCCAAUCUGCCUUGGCCUGAUAUGGAGUCUCACUGGAGAAAAACUCUAGUGGAUUCUCCUCCUCCCUCCCCAGAGGGUGAAGAAGCAAAGACUCAGAGUUCCAAAGAUGAAAAUCUUUCUAAAUCAUGGAACUGGGUCACUUUAGAGGCCCCUGUUCCCACUGGGAAACCAGAAGUCUCCAGGGGAAAAGGCUCUCUGAAGAAAAGCCAGCACUUGGGCCCCAGUGACAUCUACCUGGAUGACUUGCCUUCCCUGGACUCUGAGGAUGCAGCUCUUUACUUCCCUCAGAGCAACUGUGGGCUUGGAGCCAGGAGGUGGAGUGAACCCUGUAGCCAGAAGCUCCUGGAGAGCUCCAACCCUGAGCAAGUACCAGAAUCCACCCCUGACUCAGUGACUGUCAUAACACUGUCCCUCUGCGGUGGACUGGCUGACAGCCGGAACAUCUCCCAGGAGAAAUUCAACCAGCACAUCGUCUCCUACCAGGAUCUCACCAAAAACCCUGGUCUCCUGGAUGACCCAAACCUAGUGGUGAAAAUCAAUGAGAAGUACUAUAACUGGGCUGUGGCUGCCCCCAUGAUCCUCUGCCUGCAAGCUUUCCAGAAGGACUUACCUGAGAGCACUGUGGACAAGCUUGAGAAAGAGAAGAUGCCCCGGAAGAGCGGGCGGUGGUGGUUUUCCUGGCGACGAAGGGAUUUCCCAGCAGAGGAGCGUGGUGUCCAGAGGGAGAAACCCACAACCAGGGAGUGGCAGGGAGAGAAGGCCGGAGUGCCGAGCAGCAGUGAUGGUGAUGCCCCAGAUAGCCCUGUGAUCCUGGAGGCCCCCUGCCUGUCACCUCCAACUCCAGCCUACACCCCUAUCUACAAGAAAUCCCUCCGCCUCUCUUCGGAUCAGAUCCGGUGCCUGAACCUGCAUGAAGGUGCCAAUGAUGUGGUCUUCAGUGUGACCACCCAGUACCAGGGUACCUGCCGCUGCAAGGCCACCAUCUACCUGUGGAACUGGGACGACAAGGUGAUCAUCUCUGACAUCGAUGGCACCAUCACCAAGUCAGAUGCUCUGGGUCAUAUUCUACCCCAGCUGGGGAAAGACUGGACACAUCAAGGCAUCACUAGUCUCUACCACAAAAUCCACCUAAAUGGGUACAAGUUCCUAUACUGCUCAGCGCGGGCCAUUGGCAUGGCUGACCUCACCAAGGCAUACCUGCAGUGGGUGAGCGAGGGUGGCUGUGGUCUCCCCAAGGGCCCCAUCCUGCUAUCUCCCAGCAGCCUCUUCUCCGCCCUCCACAGAGAGGUGAUCGAGAAGAAGCCAGAGGUAUUCAAGGUCGCCUGCCUGAGUGACAUCCAGCACUUAUUUCUGCCCCAUGGAGAGCCCUUCUAUGCUGCCUUUGGGAACAGGUCCAGUGAUGUCUUUGCCUAUCGACAGGUAGGCCUACCUGAAUCUCGCAUCUUCACAGUCAAUCCCCGGGGAGAGCUCAUCCAGGAGCUCAUGAAGACCCACAAAUCCACGUAUGAACGGCUUGGUGAGGUGGUCGAGCUCCUCUUCCCACCUGUGGCCCGUGGCCCCACCACAGAGCUGAUCCACCCUGAAUACAGCAACUUCCGCUACUGGCAGCAGCCGUUACCUGCUGUGGACCUGGAUGCCCUGGCCUGAGCCAGCCCCAGCUGCCUCUCCUGCUGCCAGCCCUGGGACUAGGUGUCUGGAAGUGCAACAGUCUUCUAACUCACCAAAGAUGAGGGGCUACACACUUAUUUGCAGCCACAGAGACCCCCCACAUUACAAAGGGUAUAGCGCAGCUGUUGUAGAUCUGUGAGGUCUUAAUCUGUAGCACACCAUUGCUGGGCAUGCUGGAACAUGUCUAUAAUUCCAGCUACUUGGAAGGAUGAGACAGGAGGACUUCAGCUGAGCCCAGUCUGAGCA